Molecule: messenger RNA, 2132 nt
Organism: Trematomus bernacchii (emerald rockcod)
Lineage: Eukaryota; Metazoa; Chordata; Actinopteri; Perciformes; Nototheniidae
Product: protein NipSnap homolog 2-like
Exons: 10
Coding region: 156-1004 (282 amino acids)
Cellular component (GO): mitochondrion
Source: RefSeq, a predicted model, not a curated record
UAACUCUUAUCUUCAUGCCUCUUGGUUAUUAAACUAACAUCACAACGUAAAUCAGAUACACAAAGUUAAAGCGGUGUUAAUGUGGUAACGUCAGCUCCUCUGGGAACAGUCCUGUCUGCAGAGUCAACCUCCACCUGACAGCAGCUCGAGGAAACAUGGCGGCCCGAGUCCUUCAAAGAGUGGGCAAAGGCCUCAAACAGACGAAAAAUGGGCUUCAUACGAACGGGCAGGUCACGGUUCUCGUAAGGAGCCUCUCAGGUUUUGGUGAAGACAGCUGGAUCAAGUCUCUGUUUGUCAGAAAGGUCGACCCUCGAAAAGACGCUCACUCGCAUCUGCUCGCCAAGAAGGAAGACAACAAUCUGUACAAAAUACAAUUUCACAAUGUCAAGCCUGAGUGCCUUGAUGAUUACAACGAACUUUGUGCGGAAAUCUUGCCUACCAUUCAUGCUGACCCUGAAUACCCCUGUGAGCUGGUGGGCACCUGGAACACGUGGUACGGAGAGCAGGAUCAGGCUGUUCACCUGUGGAGAUAUCGGGGAGGAUACCCGGCUCUCACUGAAGUCAUGAGCAAACUCAGGCAGAAUAAGGAGUUUACAGACUACCGGAAGGAGCGGGGGAAGAUGCUGCUGUCUCGUAGGAACCAGCUGCUGCUGGAGUUCAGCUUCUGGAACGAGCCCGUCCCCCGCCCAGGACCCAACAUCUAUGAGCUCCGAUCGUACCAACUCAGGCCCGGGACGAUGAUCGAGUGGGGAAAUUACUGGGCGCGUGCCAUUGAGUUUCGCCAGCAGAACCAAGAGGCGGUGGGAGGCUUUUUCUCACAGAUUGGACGUCUGUACACAGUUCACCACUUAUGGGCUUACAAAGACCUUCAGUCCAGAGAAAACACCAGAAACUUGGCCUGGCAGCAUGACGGCUGGGAUGAGGUUGUUUAUUACACAGUCCCUCUUAUUCAAAACAUGGAGUCUAGAAUAAUGAUUCCCAUGAAGAAUUCUCCCUUGAAGUGAGCACAGACGCCGGGGGAGCCUCUCUACAGUCACUGAGUCGCACUUUGGAGAGUGUGACCAACCAUCAGAUGUUCAGUGCAUAACAUCAAUGUGUUGUUUAUUUUUCUUCUUUGUUUCGUUACUGUACUUUUCUGUGUGGGCCUAGAUGUCUUAAUUCUGAUUCAUUAUAGCGGUUUUUGUAGACCACAAUUAAUUGUACAUGCCCCUCCUCUUCACUGUCUCAAUUUUUUGUAGGGUCAAGAGCCUUAUUUUGACAUGAUGUUAUAAAAUCGUCACUGUCUAUGUGUUACCAAGAAGAUAUUAAACAUUUAGCAGUUCUAGUGCUGGUCACACGGGCUGAGAAUGUCAGACGGUCUUUCAGGAAAAUGACACCCAAGCCUAAUUGCACUAGCAUUAAUAACCAUUCAAACAAAACUGCCUCCAGUUUCACACAACACAAACAUUGCAUUGACACCCCAAUAUUAAUAUUAAUUCGGCAAGCUUCUUAUGUGUUACAGGUGAAAGUCAAUUUUUUAGGAGCAUGAUAUUUAUAAAUCAGUGUUCAAGAAUGGAAGCUGAUGAGAUCGAGGCCUUUAGUGCUACAUUCAGACUACCGUUUAUAUUCAGUAAAAGUACAACACCUAUUUGGAAAAGUGACAUAAUGUUUACAUGGCUUUGAUGCAGCCAACUGAAUAUGUUGUGUACCAAUUGUUUGUUUCAAAAAUAAGUUGGCCCACUUUGUGUCUCCUCUGUUAAACUGACCACAUCUCCUUCUGUUCUAACUUUAACAUCAGGACACUUCUGCCUCUUCCAAGAUGAUUCAAUGAUGAGAACAGGUUUUGAUGUGUGCGUAACUAAUCAUAUCUGAUCAAAUUGCUGUCCACUGACUGGUCUAAACUAAUUAAUGCCAACAGGGGGACUGUGUGCUCUAACUGAGAUUAAUGUUGUUUUUUAAAUGGUCAGAUUUUAAGUCUCCAGCUUGGUCAAUACUGUAUUUGUAAAUUAUGUGGGUUUUAUGAACUAUCUGAUGUUGAUGAACAGACCGAGAGGAAAUAAGUAAAACCCAACGUGGUGAAUGUGAAUUGCAGUGAUUUUAUGAGAUUAGUUGUACAUAAUGAAUUAAAAUUCUGAUGAAAAUUGACAAAAAAA